Cokeromyces recurvatus is the source of this 782-nucleotide messenger RNA. RefSeq lists its product as uncharacterized. The transcript has 2 exons. The record is from RefSeq and is a predicted model, not a curated record. Lineage: Eukaryota; Fungi; Mucoromycota; Mucoromycetes; Mucorales; Mucoraceae. Bases 114 to 518 code for a protein of 134 amino acids.
AUAACGGGUUAUAAUUAAUAUAUGUGUACUAAUUUUUGUCUCAAAUAGUCUCCAAGAGUUGCAGAGCUUACCAGAGCAGAAAGGGAAGAUGUUUCUCAAUAGUCUGUACACAGAUGGCUAUACCUAUAGAUUAUCUUUCUGUCGCAAAAAAUAUCUUGGCUCAAUUACGGAUAAGGUUUCGCUUAAGUUGCAUGACUUUACAAACGAAGAGGUUAAUCGUCAUUUUCGCCCUUGCACUUUUGAUCCCCAACAGAAAGGAUGUAUUUACUUCAUACCAUGGUGCUAAUGACAUAAGGCGCUUAUCAUCAGCUGAAUAUUACGAUAUGAAUGGUAAUAUUAAACGCCAAAAACAAGAACAAGAGCGCAAGAGAAGAUUGAAUAUUGAGCAAAUUGAAACUAGUAUAUCUUCUCCAAAAACUGCAAGUCUGGAAUGCUACAGUGUAUACAUAUCAUACAUGUUACAGAAUUUUAAUACACUGUCAAGUUUUUAUGGUUUCCACACUGCGAGACUAAGAUGAAGUAAUUACUUUGGGUCUCAGCGAGCAAUAGAAAAUGCUGUCAAUAUUUUGAUCAAUAGAUCAAAAAAAUAUAAUAAAAAUAGAAGAAAGAACACAAGAAAGAAUAGACGGAAGAGAAAAAAGACUUUGGCUAGAUACCAGAGCAGCCAAUCCGAUUCCCGUCAUACCGAAAUUGGGAAGAAAAAUUAAGAAACUAUAAAGAGAAAUCUGAGGAAGAUGACCGCAAAAAAAUUGCCUAUGAUUGUAUUCGGCGAUGAUUUAAAA